AUGUGUACCACGGAGAUGACGGAAUCGUACACGAUGUCGCCGUCGACAACCGCGGUAUCUUCCAGCGUCGUGACGCCCGGCUCGUCCGCGCACCGACGGACGUCGUGCAGAGGCUCACCGGCUCGGGGGGACGUCCAAGACGACGAGGACGAGAUUUCCGUAGGCUGUCCGAGUCCGCUGCCGCUGGUGGUAGCGACGCCCAAUACGGAAGACGAGUUGGCCUCCUCCAGGGAGGAUUACGCGGACCGUCUGAGCCCUACCAGGAGAACCUAUCCGCGGGACUCGAUGACGGAGGACGACGAGGAGAGAGAUUACUCCCGCAACGGAGAAUACAGGAUGUCGAACGGCAGAACGAGCAGCAGGACUCGCGAGAGCGGCGAUUCGGUCACGACUCUCAGAGACGACGAGGAGGACGAGGAGGAGGAGGACGAGGUGGACAGUAGGACCGGUAGCAACGGAGCGGCGGCCGCUGCUACCACGGACGAUUACUUCAAGCCGCUGAAACGCCUGAAGAUGGUGCCGAUGCAGCAUUCGGACGAGGAGGACGAGAGGGAACGGGAAUCCAAUGACCGGGGUGUUAAGUCUUUCAGUAUCCUCGAUAUUCUGUCGCAUCGACCGAAGGCGAAGAUCGUCCGUCCUUGGGACACGACGGAUUCCGGCCUCGGCCAUCAGCACCGUCACCAUUUACAGCAGCAGCAGCAGCAGCAUCAUCAUCAUCAGCAGCAGCAACAGCAACAGCAGCACCAUCACCACCAUUUGCACCACCAUCAUCACAGUAGUCAUCCGAGUCACGCGACCGGGCCUCGGGACCUCUCACUGAUGGGUAUGUCACUCGCGUCCAUGUCCGGCUCCAUCAGCGAGCCGCCCCUCAGCAGCUCCUCAUCGUCCGGAAGGAGCUCCGUGUCGGAUUCCGGUAGCCCGGACCCCCUCGCCCAUCAUCACCAUCAUCAUCAUCAUCAUCACGCCGCGCUUCAUCACGCGGGCAUUCAUCCCGGCCUGCAUCACCCGGCGCUCCAGCAGUCCCAGCAGCAGCAGCAGCUCAAGAGGAAAAUGCCGCAGCAGCACGGAUCCCACGCUGGCCAAAACGGCAAGAGAACUACUGGCCAGGGCAGUCCCUUGGACGCACUCUUCCAAAUGACCAGCAAAACCUUCGACGCGGGCGAACACAGUCAAGAACAAGCCAAUCACUUGAACCUGUUCAACAACCGCCAACAGCCGAAGAAGAAGCGCAAGAGUCGGACCGCGUUCACGAAUCAGCAGAUUUUCGAGUUGGAGAAAAGAUUCUUGUAUCAGAAGUACUUGAGCCCGGCCGACAGGGACGAGAUCGCCGCUCAGCUGGGUCUGAGCAAUGCCCAAGUGAUCACGUGGUUCCAAAACAGGAGGGCGAAGCUCAAGAGGGACAUGGAGGAGCUUAAGAAGGACGUGCAGACUGUGAAUCCACUUCUGGUCGCUCAACAUCACAAGACUUUCCUAGAGAACGUGCAAGAUCUGGGAAUCUUGAAGAAGCGACCGUUGCCAAAUUCCAUGGACGAGAAGUCGUAGAGGUCGACUUUUCCGACCUUCUGUGCAAUUGAGGCUCGAGGAAAAUCGGACGA
Molecule: messenger RNA, 1595 nt
Organism: Cyphomyrmex costatus
Lineage: Eukaryota; Metazoa; Arthropoda; Insecta; Hymenoptera; Formicidae
Product: probable serine/threonine-protein kinase mps1
Exons: 2
Coding region: 1-1542 (513 amino acids)
Biological process (GO): regulation of transcription by RNA polymerase II
Cellular component (GO): nucleus
Molecular function (GO): sequence-specific double-stranded DNA binding; DNA-binding transcription factor activity, RNA polymerase II-specific
Source: RefSeq, a predicted model, not a curated record